Hypoxylon fragiforme is the source of this 1987-nucleotide messenger RNA. RefSeq lists its product as uncharacterized. NCBI's taxonomy places the organism in Eukaryota, Fungi, Ascomycota, Sordariomycetes, Xylariales, Hypoxylaceae. The record is from RefSeq and is a predicted model, not a curated record. Bases 147 to 1901 code for a protein of 584 amino acids. The transcript has a single exon.
ACACACACAACCCUAUCUAGCAACCUACCUAGGUAGUACUUAAUUUAAGCCUUUUCUUUUCUAAAAAAAAAAAAAAAAAAAAAAAAAAAAAAAAAGGCAACGAAGAAGGAGGAGAAAAAGACGACAAAAGAAAAGAAAUAAACAAAAUGGGCCGCACAGAACCCUCCCACGGCCGCCCCCCACCCGGCUUCCGGCGGGAUGUGCGCGCUAAGCGGGCCAAGGCGACGGUGAACAAGACGAUCCCGGCAAUGCUGGCGGCGCACCCGCGCGCGAGGAGGGGGGUGGAGGGGGCGGAGUUGGUUGUGGAUCCGCCUGUUGUGUCUCUUUCCCUUCCGCCUGCGAGGUCGUUGGGGAAGGUUGGUGGCGAGGGUGGUGGUGAGGGUGGCCCCAAGAAGAAGGGGAAAGGGGGGCGUGGUAAGGGUGGAGAUGGUGAGGAUGAAGGUAGAAAUGCGGGUGGCACAGUGAAGGAGGGAAAGGGGGGAAGGAAGGGGAGUACAGACAGCAGCAGAGGUAGUGUCAAAAAAGGCCCUCGCAUCUCGCUCCGGGUAACAGAUACUCUCACCGCAGCGUAUUCACUCCUUCUCCUCCCCGUCCCUACUACAUUUCCAUCCACCUCAUCCCCUCCCUCCCCCUCUUUUCCCACUUCCCCACAAGCAAAGCCCAAACAACAGCAACAUCACCGGGACUUAUCCAACACAACAACCCGCGUCGCAAUCCUCAACAUGGCCUCCCCCCUCUCCCCUGGCGGCGGCUUCCUCAACGGUGCCGCGGGCCAAGUACAGGAGGAAGCGGCGCUGUGUGCGCGCACCACGCUUUUUCCGUCGUUGCGGGAUGCGUUUUAUAGGCUGCCGGAGCUGGGGGUGGUUUGGACGAGGGAUGUGCUUGUUUUUCGGGGGAAUACGAGGAACACGCAUGGGAAGGGGGGUGGGAAGGGGAAAGCGGGGUUAGAAGAAGAGGACAUGGAAGAAGAAGGUGAGGAGGAAGAGGGUAAAGAAGAUAAAGAAAACGAGGAUAACGACGACGCCGAGAUGCCCCUCCUCCCCAAGCCCCGCCGCUGGUUCCUCGACGUCGCCACCGCCGCCAUGCUGCGGCACCCGGACAUCGAAGUCGAUCCCGUCUCGGGGUACGCGCAAUACACCGCCGCCGCUGACAGAGAGCUGGCCAUCCGCAAGAUGCGCGCCGUGAUGCGGGUUUUUGUUUCCAGGGGGGCAAAAAGGAUAGUGCUGGGGGCGUGGGGGUGCGGGGUUUAUGGGAAUCCUGUUGGUGAGGUUGCGAGGGCGUGGAGGAGGGUACUUUUGCCUGGUGGUGGGCGCAGCAAAGACAAAGACAAGGACGAAGACAAAGACGAGGACGAGGAUGGGUCGGAGAAGGUGAGAGGGAAGGGGGGCAAAGUAGGGAAAGGGAAGAAUAGCGAAAAUAACAAGAAACGAAAACCUGGAAACAUAGACUCGUGGGACCAGAUCGAAGAAAUCGUCUUCGCGAUCAAGGACCCGGGCAUGGCUCGCGCGUUUGCGACGGCGUUUGGAGAAGGUCUGAUAUACGAAGGCGACGGUGCCGAAGAAGAUGGAGAAGAGGAGAUGGUAGAAGAAGAAGAAGAAGAAGAAGAUAAAGCAACAAAGGAACUUCUCGCCAAGAUCCAAGAGCUACAAAUUCGCGUUGAGCAGGCUCGGACACCGCAGCUUAGAGACGGGCUUAAUGCCGUGUUGGUGGGGUUGAAGAGUCAGUUGCCUAUGCCUGUGCCUGAGGCGAAUAGAAGUAAUGUUGGGGGAUUAUCGCCUAGUGAGGAUCAAGGGGGUGAGGAUACGGACGAAGACGAGGAUGAGGAUGAGGAUGAGUAUGAGGAUGAGUAUGAGGAAAAUAAUGCCGAUUCAAGCGAAGAACUCGAAAAGGGGCAGAGUUAAAGUAGAGAGUUAAAAAUUCAUAAGAACAUAGUUUCUUGCUAAAACUUAUUUUCAUAAGGUUUAUUAUUACAUGUUCACGUGGCAUA